AUGUACACUGCCGAGUAUGAGAACAGCGUCAACAUGAGCGCCGAGAAGCAACAGAAGAAGGUCAGCUAUAGCAUUAAGCGUUUGCUGAAGCAACUCUUCAAAACACAACAACAAAAGCAAAAGCAACAACAAGAAUUGUUGGAGAAUUUCGCCAACAGCAAAAAAGCCAACUCAUUGGAAUCACUCGAAUCUCUGGAGAAUUCACGCAAUGCCGAUCUGGAGUCCGUAGCUGAGUGCAUCUCUCUCGAAUCCUGCGAGAAUGAUGCCAAUGAACGUUUGGCCGCCUCAUGCGAUUUGGAAGAUUACGAAUUUGCCGAUAUCACCACAGUGCCCGUACAUUUCUUACGCACAGCACAUGGUACUUUCUUCUGGACCGCCAACACUGAUUUGCCAGCCGAUAAUGAUCUUAUCGAACCCUUGUACUGCAGCACUGGCAAUCAAAUCGCCACCACACAAAUGCAAGAUCGUUGGGCACAAGCCUAA
Messenger RNA from Bactrocera tryoni, 483 nucleotides. It is a transcript of the gene E(spl)m4-BFM, whose product is annotated as enhancer of split m4 protein. The transcript has a single exon. NCBI's taxonomy places the organism in Eukaryota, Metazoa, Arthropoda, Insecta, Diptera, Tephritidae. Gene Ontology annotation, biological process: sensory organ development; Notch signaling pathway. Bases 1 to 483 code for a protein of 160 amino acids. The record is from RefSeq and is a predicted model, not a curated record.